AUGGGGCAAACCAAUAUAACCUCCUGGAGGGAUUUUGUCUUCUUGGGCUUCUCCGGUUCUGGGGAGUUGCAACACCUUCUCUUUGCCUUGUUCCUCUCUCUGUAUCUCGUCACUCUGACCAGCAAUGUCUUCAUUAUCAUGGCCAUUUGGCUGGAUAGCCAUCUGCACACCCCCAUGUACCUCUUCCUUGUCUUCCUAUCCUUCUCCGAGACCUGCUACACUUUGGGCAUCCUCCCUAGGAUGCUCUUUGGCCUGGCUAUGGGAGACCAGGCUAUCUCCUAUGUGGGCUGUGCUGCGCAGUUGUUCUUUUCUGCCUCAUGGGCCUGUACUAACUGCUUCCUUCUGGCUGCCAUGGGCUUUGACAGAUAUGUGGCCAUCUGUGCCCCACUGCACUAUGCCAGCCGCAUGAAUCCUACCCUCUGUGCCCAGCUGGUUGUUACUUCCUUCCUGAUUGGAUACCUCUUUGGACUGGGAAUGACACUAGUUAUUUUCCACCUCUCAUUCUGCAGCUCCCAUGAAAUCCAGCACUUUUUUUGUGACACGCCGCCAGUGCUGAGCUUAGCCUGUGGGGAUACAGGCCUGAGUGAGCUGGGGAUCCUCAUCCUCAGUCUUCUGGUCCUCUUGGUCUCCUUCUUCUUCAUCACCAUCUCCUACGCCUACAUCUUGGCAGCAAUACUGAAGAUCCCCUCUGCUGAGGGGCAGAAGAAGGCCUUCUCCAUUUGUGCCUCGCACCUCACAGUGGUCAUUAUUCACUACGGCUGUGCCUCCUUCAUGUACUUGAGGCCCAAAGCCAGCUACUCUCUUGAGAGAGAUCAACUGAUUGCCAUGACCUAUACUGUAGUGACCCCACUCCUUAACCCCAUUGUUUAUAGUCUAAGGAAUAGGGCUGUACAGACUGCCCUGAGGAAUGCUUUCAGAGGGAGAUUGCUGGGUAAAAGAUGA
Piliocolobus tephrosceles (Ugandan red Colobus) is the source of this 942-nucleotide messenger RNA. RefSeq names its product olfactory receptor 10Z1. Lineage: Eukaryota; Metazoa; Chordata; Mammalia; Primates; Cercopithecidae. The transcript has a single exon. Gene Ontology annotation, cellular component: membrane. Gene Ontology annotation, biological process: G protein-coupled receptor signaling pathway. Bases 1 to 942 code for a protein of 313 amino acids. The record is from RefSeq and is a predicted model, not a curated record. Gene Ontology annotation, molecular function: G protein-coupled receptor activity; olfactory receptor activity.